CUAAGUUCUUUAAAGAUUUGACUUAAGUGAGAUUGAGUGACUUGAGUGACCGCCACUUACUCUAAAUGGUUACAAGUGGAUAAGAAGCCAGAUCAGGAGAUAAUCCACAGCUGCGGCAACAUCACUUAAAGUGCAUAGAGAUCAGGUUCGAACAUAGAUAGAUUUGAGAAGCAAAAUGUCACCAUUGCUAGAUUGCAAAGAUACUGAAUCAAUGAGGUUCUACAUACACCAAGGCAAAGCUAGACAGGUAAGCCGAAAUGAGUCUAAAGAAGAUGAUGGAUAUGAUUAUAGAACUUCUAGCAGUAGAUUUGACGAUCACAAGGAAGUUGCUCGAAAGAGAAGGUAGAAGAUCGUGUUGACAGAAACUUAAAAGGCAUUAGGAUAAGAAUCCCUUCAUUCCAAGGUAAAAAUGAUCCGGAAGUAUAUUUGGAAUAGGAAAAAAAAGGUAGAGCUGGUAUUUGAUUGCCAACACUACAUUGAGAAAAAGAAGGUAAAAGUUGCCACCUAGAAUUUAUAGACAUCCAUUGUUCAGUGGGACAACAUGGUGCUAAAUAGGGGAAGCAAUGGAGAAAGGCUAAUUGAUACUUGACAGAAGAUGAAUGCUAUCAUGCGGAAAAGGUUCGUGCCUUCUCAUUACUGUCACUACCAGGACUUGUUUCAACAGCUAAAAGGAUUAACACAAGGAUCCAAGAGUGUGGAGGAGUACUACAAGAAAUGGAGAUUGCUAUGAUUUGGGCCAGCCAACGUGGAGGAGGACCGAGAUGCGACUAUGGCUUGUUUUUGCAAGGAUUGAACCUCGAGAUUGCAAACAUAGUGGAGUUGCAACACUAUAUGGAGAUGGAGGAUAUAUUGCACGUGACCAUGCAGGAUGAGAGGCAGCUCAAAAGGAAGGGGCUAACUAGGGGUGAGAUGCAGCUUAAAGGGAAGGGGUCGACCAAGCACGGACAAAAUUCUGGUACACUCAAUUUGGAGAUCCAGCUGGAACAAGGGAAGUACUGAUUAAGGGGGAAGGACUAACGAUCUAAAGGCUAAGAAGUAAACUCCCUCCUCUGCAGACAAGGAAUCUGAAGGUUGCUUAUGGUGUUCUCUGAGAAACAAACAUGGAACAUGGAUUAGAGAAGAGAUUUCCAACAAAUCCUAAUGACUAUAAGUUGUAUGAAGAAGUAGGUGAAGGUGUCAGUGCUACAGUCUACAGAGCUCUCUGCAUUCCUCUUAAUCAGAUUGUUGGUAUUAAGGUUCUUGAUCUUGAGAAGUGUAAUAAUGACCUGGAUGGGAUAAGACGAGAAGUACAAACAAUGAGUUUGAUUGAUCAUCCUAACACACUACGUGCUUAUUGCUCUUUUACAGUAGGCCACAACCUUUGGGUUGUGAUGCCUUACAUGGCUGGGGGUUCUGCCCUUCACAUAAUGAAAUAUGCUUAUCCAGAAGGCUUUGAAGAGCCGGUUAUUGCAACUCUCUUGUAUGAAGUUCUUAAAGCUCUUGCAUAUCUCCAUGCUCAGGGACAUAUUCAUAGAGAUGUAAAGGCUGGGAAUAUCCUAAUUGAUGCUAAGGGAGCUGUUAAAUUAGCUGAUUUUGGAGUCUCAGCUUGUAUGUUCGAUACUGGAGAUAGACAACGAGCAAGAAAUACAUUUGUUGGUACCCCAUGCUGGAUGGCUCCGGAAGUAAUGCAACAGCUACAUGGAUAUGAUUUUAAAGCUGACAUUUGGUCAUUUGGUAUAACUGCAUUAGAACUUGCGCAUGGCCAUGCUCCAUUUUCAAAGUAUCCGCCUAUGAAGGUGUUGCUUAUGACCUUACAAAAUGCACCACCAGGUCUUGAUUAUGAAAGAGACAAGAGAUUCUCAAAGUCUUUUAAAGAGAUGCUGGCCACUUGCCUAGUAAAGGAUCCAAAGAGACGCCCAACUUCAGAAAAACUUUUGAAGCACCCUUUCUUCAAACAUGCUCGCACAAAUGAGUAUUCAAUACAAACUAUCCUUGAGGGCCUUCCUCCUCUUGGUGAACGUUUUAAGGCACUCAAGGGAAGAGAGGCAAAUAUUUUGUUGCAGCAAAAUGGUGAACAGCAAGAAUACAUGACAGGAAUAAGUGGCUGGAAUUUCAAUCUGGAGGACUUGAAAUCCCAAGCUGCUCUUAUAUGCUCCUUGGAUGAUGUUCAUUGCACUGAAAAUAUAGAUGUCAAGACUAACCUUAAGAAAGGUUAUGGCAAUAUUGGUUCUUCAAGGCAUGAUGAGAAAGAUAAUUUUGCCAACAAUGAAGCUUCUAGGGAGGAUCUUCUGCAAGAUAUCCAAGAUUUGGAGGGUCCACUUGCAUCUGCAUUUUCAAGCCGCCCUCUUGAGGCACUCAAAGCUUGUUUUGAUGUUUCUGAGGACGUGAGCGCUACAACUUCUACUCAGGUGAUCCAGUCACAAUUAGACACUGUUACUUCACGACUUCAAGCAUCAGAAAUGAAGAACUAUAAAUUUGAUAUGGAUAAUGGGGCAGAUGUGGUAAACCCUUCUGUAUCUUUGAACACGGAUAGCCAUGUAUGCCAAAAAUUCUCAGUUGAUUCUCUUCUUCUUGAGCGCAUUCUUUCUUCACAUAGGAAUGUUGACACAGACACAGAGAGAGACUGCAUAAAAUGGAGUUGUCAGCGUGAAAGAAGUCACAGUGGUUCCUUGUUCCAUCAAAUAAAAGAUUUGCCAAAUGUUACAUCUGUGGUACAUGAAGAGCCAUUAGAAGGAAAAGUUAUCCAGCGUAAAGGACGUUUCCAGAUAACAUUUCCGAAUUCUAGCCCAAAGGUAGCUUCUUCAGUGAACUUAUUAACAUCUGCUGUGAACGCUGCUGCACUCAUUCCAUCCUUGCAAUUUUUAUGGCAUCAAAAUGCCAUGCAAAAGGAACUUCUGAUUAAAUUGAUCAAGUGUUUGGAGCAAACAUCUAUCAUAUCUGGGGGUAACCAUACAGAAGUUUCUGAUUAUAACACUGGUGAUUCACAGUUGUCCCUGGCUUCAGCAAGUGAGAGGAUUUUGCAAGCUUACAUAACUACUCUGCAAAACAGUGUUUCAAGGUAUAGUGAAGAAGUGCAGGAGUUAAAACUGAAAAAUUUUCAUUUGAAACAACAGAUAAAUUCAUUGUCAAGUGCAAGGAAAGACGAAAAGAUUGUGAAGUAAUGAAGGGGACAAGAGUUCUUUUGUUCUAUUUUGUUAUUUUACUAUUGCAGAAGGGGUAGUUUCUCAUCGAAUGUGGGUGAUAUUUAUUGGGCGCCAACUGUUUCAUCAUUAUUUUCCUGUAAUUUCUUGUAAAUUAGUCGAUACACACGAUUCCCAAUUUCAUUCUCCUAAUUAGGCAUGCAUACCACAAUAGAGCAAACAAUGUUAAGUAUCCAUUGUCCUCAAUUUUAUGGUUUCUUCUAUGAUACGAGGGACUAAAUUGGCGGUUCAAUUGGUGUAGUAGAAAAGCAUUAAUGUUUGUAAACUUAUAAUUUGAUUUGACUCUUUAAUUUGGUAUUAGGGCUCUCUCCGACUUUUCCAACAAUCUUCUGGAAAA
Messenger RNA from Zingiber officinale, 3516 nucleotides. Its product is annotated as serine/threonine-protein kinase BLUS1-like. Gene Ontology annotation, molecular function: protein serine/threonine kinase activator activity; ATP binding; protein kinase activity. The coding region runs from base 1101 to 3140 and encodes 679 amino acids. Gene Ontology annotation, biological process: protein phosphorylation. The transcript is spliced from 20 exons. Lineage: Eukaryota; Viridiplantae; Streptophyta; Magnoliopsida; Zingiberales; Zingiberaceae. The record is from RefSeq and is a predicted model, not a curated record.